This is a messenger RNA of Stegastes partitus (bicolor damselfish), 1518 nucleotides long. It is a transcript of the gene hibadhb, whose product is annotated as 3-hydroxyisobutyrate dehydrogenase b. The record is from RefSeq and is a predicted model, not a curated record. Gene Ontology annotation, biological process: L-valine catabolic process. Gene Ontology annotation, molecular function: NADP binding; NAD binding; 3-hydroxyisobutyrate dehydrogenase activity. Gene Ontology annotation, cellular component: mitochondrion. The transcript is spliced from 8 exons. Bases 23 to 1012 code for a protein of 329 amino acids. Lineage: Eukaryota; Metazoa; Chordata; Actinopteri; Pomacentridae.
GUAAGGUCAAGAGGAAAGAAGCAUGGCCGCUGCGUUGAGAGGGUCUCGCUAUCUAGUGGGAAGGUGUUGCAGGCAUGUUGACUUUGCACUUGUCUCCACAAGGUCUAUGGCCUCGAAGACGCAGGUGGGGUUUGUUGGUCUGGGAAAUAUGGGAAACCCAAUGGCAAAGAACUUGCUGAAGCACGGAUACCCAGUCAUUGCCACAGAUGUUUUCCCAGAGUCCUGCAAGGAACUGCAAGAGCUGGGCGCCCAGAUUGUGGAUAAUCCUGCUGAAGUAGCAGACAAGGCCGACCGUAUCAUCACCAUGCUCCCCUCUAGUCCCAAUGUCAUAGAAGUGUACACUGGACCCAACGGCAUUCUCAAAAAGGUAAAGAAAGGCUCGCUGCUCAUUGACUCCAGUACCAUUGAUCCAGCUGUUUCAAAAGAGAUGGCCGCCGCUGCUGAGAAGAUGGGGGCCGUUUUUAUGGAUGCACCUGUAUCAGGAGGUGUGGGAGCUGCCAGUUCGGGUAAACUGACUUUCAUGGUGGGAGCAGCAGAGGAGGAAUUCACUGCAGCCAAAGAACUGCUCAGCUGCAUGGGAGCUAACGUGGUGCACUGUGGUCAAGUUGGAACUGGACAGGCUGCUAAAAUCUGCAACAACAUGCUUUUAGCCAUUGGAAUGAUCGGGACUUCAGAGACGAUGAACUUGGGAAUCAGACUUGGUCUUGAUCCCAAACUUCUGGCCAAAAUCUUGAACAUGAGUUCAGGCCGGUGCUGGUCCAGUGACACCUACAACCCCGUGCCAGGAGUCAUGGAGGGAGUCCCCUCUGGGAAUAACUACCAGGGAGGCUUCGCAAGCCAGCUGAUGGCUAAGGACUUGGGCCUCGCACAGAACACAGCGACCAACACAAAGACUCCGGUGCCUCUCGGCUCCUUAACCCAUCAGAUCUACCGUAUGAUGUGUGCACGCGGUUACGCCGCUAAAGAUUUCUCCUCCGUAUUCCAGUUCCUGCGUGAGGAGGAGGGACAGUAAAAUGUCAGUCUCCACCCCGUCCACAGCCUCGGCCCUGCACAGGACUAACAUAGCAUAGUUAGGGUGCAUUUCGCCACAAGGACUUUUAUGUUGUUUUAUCUUUUUUUCUUUCAAAGUUCUGAAAGACAUGAAGCCCAGAGAGCCUCACCACAUUGUGACAGAUCAUGUGAAAACUUAACUCCUGUCGGGAAUCAUGUUUCCAGUGUGAUCUAUCUAGCCUUUUUUUAUAAUAAAACACUCCUUUCAGCUUUAGAAGCACGUGAAAUGUCAGGUAUGCAGUGGAUCCAAAAGAUUAGUACACUCACCGUCUGUCAAGGCUGAACAACUGCAAAUACGGUUUAGUCUCCAGAUAUUUAUCGUUUUGUUUUUUUUGUUUGUGAUCAUUUCUUUACAUUGCUGGGUUUUAUUUUGUGUUCACAGGGGUCGUUUGUCGUGACAUCAGAACUGUUACUUUGAGUGUCAUAUCAUAUACUGUUAGAAAAUAAAGACAAAUUGUGAUGUCUUAA